AUGGGGAGCUGGUUUUCUGCGAGCCCAAGUUCUGCACCGUCAAGUUCUGCACCAUCAAGUUCAGCACCGUCAAGUUAUGCGCCUCCAAUUCCAGCAGGUCCACCCCUGAGGAUCGUCUUAAUUGGGAAAACUGGAGUGGGGAAGAGUGCAGUGGGUAACACCAUUUUAGGGAAAACGGUAUUUCAGUCUGAAGCAAGUGCAAAUUCUGUUACACAUGAUUGUAAAAAAGGAUCAACCAAAGAGCCACGGUACAUAGAGGUAGUUGAUACUCCAGGUAUAUUAGACACUGAUGAGGAUCAGGCUGAGAAAAUUAAAGAGGCUAUCCUGAAGUGCAUUAAGAUCUCCUCACCAGGCCCCCAUGCCUUCCUGCUGGUCAUGUCAGUGAAUCGCUUCACCAAAGAGGAGCAGAAUGCAGUGAAAGCCCUUCAGGAGAUCUUUGGAGAGAGGGCAAAAGACUACAUGCUAGUCCUCUUCAGCCGUAGAGAUGAACUGCAUGGCAAAACAAUGAAUGAGUUUGUACGCACCGGUCAUGUAAAGCUACAAGAAGUGAUCAGAAGCUGUGGAGGGGGAUUCCAUGCAUUUAACAACAAGAGUAAGGCCAGGACGCAGGUAGUAGAGUUAGUCAAGAAAAUAGAUGAAAUGGUAGCAGGUAACGGUGGAAAGCCCUUCACUGAGGAAAUGUAUGAAGAGACAACCAGGGUGAUGAGGGAAAGAGACCUUACUUGGGAUUCACCGCUGUUGAAUAAGUAUUUGACUUUCCUUCCUCGCCUCAAAAAGAAGGUUGACCGGUUUCAGCUCACCCUCAGUGGAAAACGUUGA
This is a messenger RNA of Engraulis encrasicolus (European anchovy), 819 nucleotides long. RefSeq names its product GTPase IMAP family member 7-like. NCBI's taxonomy places the organism in Eukaryota, Metazoa, Chordata, Actinopteri, Clupeiformes, Engraulidae. Gene Ontology annotation, molecular function: GTP binding. The coding region runs from base 1 to 819 and encodes 272 amino acids. The transcript has 2 exons. The record is from RefSeq and is a predicted model, not a curated record.